AAUACAAUAAAUAGAGCCUACCCUGAUCAGUUUCUCCCAAAGAUAAACACAAGCAAGAAAAUGUCCACCUUUGCAAACACAUCCAGCAUCCUGGAAAUGUCACAAGAGAUUAAGAAAAUCUGUGGAGAUAAACAGGUAGAAAUCACAGUUGAAAGACUAAAAAUGGCAAGGUGCAUCAAAGAAAAACAAAGCAAUGAUUCUGAGAAAGUGGCCUUUAAACGGAAGGCCGAAGGUGAAGAAAAGCUCCCUGGAAAGAAAGAAGCAAAGUUAAUCGAACCUGACGGCCCGUUGAUCACCAUGCCUCUGCCUCACAUUCCCUUAAAGAAUAUCAUGGAUGUGGAGGCAAAACUGGUCUAUAUCGACGAGGAAGAUGUGAGCUAUGAGUUUGUAGAGUCCUGUAUUUCCACGGAGAUUCGGUUAUCAUGCCAAGCUACUAAAACAGUAGACCCUUUUUAUCCACCUAAAUGCAACUUUCUGCCUCAGAUUGACAAAUGGCUUCAAGUGGCCUUAAAAGAUGCCAGCUCUUGCUACAGACAAAAGAAAUACGCUGUGGCAGCAGGACAGUUCAGAACAGCACUUGAGCUUUGCAGCAAAGGAGCAGUUAUGGGAAAACCAUUUGAAGCAUCUGCUGAAGAUAUAGCAAGUGUGGCAAGUUUCAUCGAGACAAAACUUGUUACAUGCUAUCUUCGGAUGAGGAAGCCCGAUCUUGCCCUAAAUCACGCACAUAAGAGCAUUGUUUUAAACCCAGCCUAUUUCCGAAAUCAUCUUCGUCAGGCAACAGUGUUUAGAUGUCUGGAGAGAUAUUCAGAAGCUGCCCGGAGUGCCAUGAUUGCUGACUACAUGUUCUGGCUUUGUGGAGGAACUGAAUAUGGUAUAAGCAAGCUCAUCAAACUGUAUUGGCAGGCCAUGAUUGAAGAAGCUAUCACAAGAGCGGAAUCUUUUUCAGUCAUGUACACACCUUUUGCAACAAAAAUCAGAGCCGAUAAAAUAGAAAAGGUAAAAGAAGUUUUCAUAAAAACUCAUCCUGCAUAUAUGGAAUAUAUCUAUACAGAUCUUCAAGGUUUCCACAUGUUACCUCAGACAGUGGACUGGUCCUCUUUUCCUCCCCAACAAUAUCUCUUGACUCUUGGAUUCAAAAACAAAGAUGAUGGGAAAUUUUUGGAAAAGAUUUUAAGUAGAAAGUUGCCAACAUUUUUUGAACAUAAAACUCCUUUUGGUAUGCUGAAUAGAGAAGACACCAUUAGACACUUGGAAACAAUGGGGAAACGAGUCUUGCCUAUAUUGGAUUUUAUUAGGAGUACUCAAUUGAAUGGGAAUUUCCAGAUGUGCUCAGGUGUGAUGGAGAAGUUGCAGUAUGCCAGUCUCCUCAACCAGCUGCAGAGAGUAAAGGAGCAGUCCCAGACGAUCAAUCAGGCAAUGGCCGAGUUAGCAACCGCUCCCUAUCUGCAGGACAUCAGUCCACAGGAGGCAGAAUUGCUGCAGUCACUAAUGGCAGAUGCUAUGGACACCCUUGAAGGAAGAAGAAAUGAUAAAGAACGUGUGUGGAAUACAAUCCAAAAGGUUGGACGAAUUGAAGAUUUUCUUUACCAACUAGAGGAUAGCUUCUUAAAAACAAAAAAACUGAGAACUGCUCGUAGGCAGAAAACAAAAAUGAAGAGGCUUCAAACUGUGCAGCAAAGCUAA
Suncus etruscus (white-toothed pygmy shrew) is the source of this 1683-nucleotide messenger RNA. RefSeq names its product spermatogenesis associated 16 (gene SPATA16). Gene Ontology annotation, biological process: spermatogenesis. The transcript has 10 exons. NCBI's taxonomy places the organism in Eukaryota, Metazoa, Chordata, Mammalia, Eulipotyphla, Soricidae. The coding region runs from base 61 to 1683 and encodes 540 amino acids. Gene Ontology annotation, molecular function: protein binding. The record is from RefSeq and is a predicted model, not a curated record. Gene Ontology annotation, cellular component: Golgi apparatus.